Pollicipes pollicipes is the source of this 3408-nucleotide messenger RNA. RefSeq names its product kinesin heavy chain (gene Khc). The record is from RefSeq and is a predicted model, not a curated record. The transcript has 19 exons. Gene Ontology annotation, biological process: microtubule-based movement. Bases 291 to 3281 code for a protein of 996 amino acids. Gene Ontology annotation, molecular function: microtubule binding; microtubule motor activity; ATP binding. Lineage: Eukaryota; Metazoa; Arthropoda; Thecostraca; Pollicipedomorpha; Pollicipedidae.
GUCGCGGAAGCCGCCCGGUCUCGCCGGGGGGUGGAGCUGUGCAUUGGGCUAAAAUUGGGAUAUUCGCGAAAUCCUGUGUUUGAUGUAAAAAGCGCUGUGCGUGCGGAUGUCCGUGGUGCUUGUGGUGUAUUUGGCUGACUUUGAUCUGCCACAGCAAGCCCAUCAGAAUCGAAAUCUGUUCGGGACUUUGCGAAUUCAUCGAUCGAUAAGCUGGCUUUGUGGCGUGAUUGACAGGAGUGCUGCUUAGGACAGGAAACGCAAAUAAUUGAAACAAGGUGCAAGAAUUAAGCAUGGCGGAUGAGAAAGAGGCCAACACUGGACCUGCUGAGGACAGUAUUAAAGUGAUAUGUCGUUUUCGUCCUCUAAAUACCUCUGAAGAAAAGGCAGGGUCAAAAUUUAUAGUCAAAUUUCCACAGCAAGGUGGCGUCGAGGACAAUGCUUGUUCAAUUGGGGGAAAGCUGUAUAUGUUCGACAAAGUCAUCAAACCCAACGCCACACAAGAAAAGGUCUACAACGAUGCGGCCCGCACCAUUGUCAGAGAUGUUCUCAUGGGCUACAACGGCACGAUAUUCGCGUACGGCCAGACGUCGUCCGGCAAGACGCACACCAUGGAGGGCGUGCUGGGCCGACCCGACCUGCAGGGUAUUAUCCCGCGCAUCAUCAGCGACAUCUUCAACCACAUCUACAGCAUGGAGGAGAACCUUGAGUUCCACAUCAAGAUCAGCUACUUCGAGAUCUACAUGGAUAAGAUCCGGGACCUGCUGGACGUGUCCAAGGUCAACCUGGCGGUGCACGAGGACAAGAACCGCGUGCCCUUCGUCAAGGGCGCCACCGAGCGGUUCGUCUCCAGCCCCGAGGAGGUUUUCGAGGUGAUCGAGGAGGGCAAGUCCAACCGGCACAUAGCCGUGACAAACAUGAACGAGCACAGUUCUCGCAGCCACAGUGUCUUCCUCAUCAACGUCAAGCAGGAGAACCUGGAGAACGACAAGAAGCUGUCGGGCAAGCUUUACCUCGUCGAUCUGGCGGGCAGUGAGAAGGUCAGCAAGACGGGCGCCGAGGGUACCGUGCUGGACGAGGCCAAGAACAUCAACAAGUCGCUGUCGGCGCUGGGCAACGUUAUAUCGGCGCUGGCCGACGGCAACAAAUCCCACAUCCCGUACCGCGACUCGAAGCUGACGAGGAUCCUGCAGGAGUCGCUGGGAGGCAACGCCCGAACCACCAUUAUCAUCUGCUGCUCGCCAGCCUCCUACAACGAGUCGGAGACCAAGUCGACUCUCGACUUCGGCCGCAGGGCCAAGACGGUGAAGAACGUGGUGACGGUGAACGAGGAGCUGACGGCAGAGGAAUGGAAGCGGCGGUACGAGCGGGAGCGCGACAAGAACGGCCGGCUGCGCGGUCAGGUGGAGCGGCUGGAGGAGGAGCUGCGCCGGUGGCGCGCCGGCGACACGGUCGGCAAGGACGAACAGGUCAACCUGGCCGACGUCAUGGACGUCUCCGCCACCGCCGCGCCGGCCAGCACGCUGCCGGCGGCGCUGCCGGCCGCCACGCUGCCGCUCGUCUCAUCCACGGCCAGCCUGUCGGGCGACGAGCGGCUCAAGUGGGAGAACGAGGUGGCCAAACUGUACGGCCAGCUGGACGAGAAGGACGACGAGAUUAACCAGCAGAGCCAGCUGGUGGAGAAGCUCAAGGAGCAGAUGCUGGAGCAGGAGGAGCUGAUCGCCUCGACGCGACGCGACUACGAGCAGGUGCAGGCGGAGAUGAGCCGCAUCCAGCAGGAGAACGAGUCGGCCAAGGACGAGGUCAAGGAGGUGCUGCAGGCGCUGGAAGAGCUGGCCGUCAACUACGACCAGAAGAGCCAGGACGUAGAGGCGCGCAGCAAGGAGAACGACAACCUCACGCAGGAGCUAUCGCAGAAGCAGUCGCUGCUGAACACCACGGAGUCCGACCUGCAGCAGCUGAGGGACACGCACAACCACCUGAAGAAGCGCGCCAGCGAGAUGUUGACCAACCUGCUGAAGGACCUGGGCGAGGUCGGCGUGGCUGUGGGCGGCUCGGCCGCAGACAUGAAGCUGGCGGCUGACGGCAGUGGCAAGAUGGAGGAGGAGUUCACCGUGGCGCGACUCUACAUCUCCAAGAUGAAGUCCGAGAUCAAGAACUUGGUCACGCGCUGCUCCUCGUUCGAGACAUUCCAGAACGACUCCAACAAAAAGAUGGACGAUGCUGAGCGUGAGCUGAGCGAAGGCCGCCUGCUGAUCCAGCAGCACGAGGCCAAGAUCAAGUCGCUACAGGAGUCAGUGCGCGACUCGGAGGCCAAGAAGCGCCAGCUGGAGGAGUCGCUGGACGCCAUUAACGAGGAGGUGGCGCGGCUGCGCACGGCUGAGCAAAUGGCGUCGCUGUCGUCGGCGGCGCAGAAGGACGCCGAGGACGCGCGCCAGAUGCGCACGCAGCUGGAGGCGCAGAUCGAGCAGCAUCGCGAGGCUCACCAGAAGCAGGUGUCCGAUCUGCGGGACGAGAUCGCCGCCAAGCAGACGUUCAUCGAUCAGCUGAAGGACCUGAACCAGAAGCUGGCGCUGCAGCAGGACCAGCUGCGCGCCGACCACGACAAGCUGCGCACCGAGAACGAUGACAAAUCUCAACGGCUGCACCAGCUGCUGCAGCAGGCCGACCGGCGCGAGCAGGCGCGCGAGGACCUGAAGGGCCUGGAGGAGACUGUGGCCAAGGAGCUGCAGACACUGCACAACCUGCGCAAACUGUUCGUGCAGGACCUUCAGAACAGGUUCAAAAAGUCGGCCAUCGGCGAGGAGUCAGACGACGUGGGCGGCUCGCUGGCCCAGAAGCAGAAGAUCUCCUUCCUGGAGAACAACCUGGACCAGCUGACCAAGGUGCACAAGCAGCUGGUGCGCGACAACGCCGACCUGCGCUGCGAGCUGCCCAAGCUUGAGAAGCGGCUGCGUGCCACCAUGGAGCGGGUCAAGGCCCUGGAGACGGCUCUGAAGGAGGCGAAGGAGGGCGCCAUGCGCGACAGGAAGCGCUACCAGUACGAGGUGGACCGCAUCAAGGAGGCGGUGCGGCAGAAGAACCUGGCCCGGCGCGGUCACGCCGCUCAGAUCGCCAAGCCGAUCCGGGCGGGCCAGCCGCAUCCACCACCCGGCAUCCGUCCCGGUCAGCAGCCGUACCCGUCCGGCUUCAGCGGCCGGCCCGUGGCGGCCGGCGACGCCGACAUCGCCGCCAUGAAGGCGCGCCAGAAGAAGGCCGCCGCCGGCAACAACCGCGACGACUAAGCUGCUCUGUCUGUCUCUCUGCUGGAGUUGCCGCCCCUCGCCUCCACGCCGGGCUUCAGUGUGCACGUGCCGCGCCGCGCCGCCUGUGGCCGGCGCCUGGCCACUCCUCGCUUCGCUUGGCGCGCCG